UCGAAUUCUAUUAUAAAAUUACUCUUAUUUUUCGUAUUAAAAAAAGGAAUAAAGAAACGAAGACUAAUUAUUAAUUAUAAAAGACUUAACGAAAUUGUAAAAAAGAAUUACUAUCUUUUAUUAUUUAUUACUAAGCUUAGAGAUCUAUUUUACAGAGCUAACUAG
This is a messenger RNA of Colletotrichum abscissum, 165 nucleotides long. RefSeq lists its product as uncharacterized. The annotation marks the transcript as partial. Lineage: Eukaryota; Fungi; Ascomycota; Sordariomycetes; Glomerellales; Glomerellaceae. The transcript has a single exon. The record is from RefSeq and is a predicted model, not a curated record.